Messenger RNA from Owenia fusiformis, 1099 nucleotides. NCBI's taxonomy places the organism in Eukaryota, Metazoa, Annelida, Polychaeta, Sabellida, Oweniidae. The record is from the annotation of a GenBank genome assembly.
AUGCAGGGAUCAACUCCCCAACAAAAUGAAUUCAACAAAAAGAUAGACAUGAAGAAAGAAAAACAUUCGAAAGAUACAAUCAGGAAAGCAGAAAGACUCCGUUUGGAAAUGGCUGACUCAAAAGCAAAGGUAACUCCUUCUUUGGACACUAUGCUUGGUGAUAAGCACGAAGAACUAGAACAGAGGAAACAGGCAGAACGUGAGGCAAUCGAAAAGAAAUAUAGAUUCGGUUUCAAAAGACAGAUAAAUGACAAUAAGAUGUCCAAUCCGAACCGCGCAAAAUCAGUAACAGAUAAACCCAGCGUACUUCCGGCGGAAAAAAUCGAGACAAUAUCUGAAUAGCACAUUUUGUUCCCUUCUCAUUCGUUCGACUUGGCUUCUUAAAAGAGAGCUUCGUCAUAUUUUUCAGCUAACCACUCCGCUCAUGGAAGUUCACCUGAUGAUUUGAAAUCUUCAAAUUACAACAUUUGUUAGUAUUGACGGUAUGACGGCAGUUUACUUUAUGCAAGAGAAGAGAGCGUUCCUUAGUGACUGCAAUAAGGGAGGAAUUUUGAGUGAGGCCGGAUAAUGCAAUAACAAUAGAAAAAGCAAUAUAUAUUGCAUACUGAACAAACUAUAUAUGGGAAUAAGGCACUCUAUUGAUUAAUUAUCGACAUUAGAAUAAAUAACGUGAAAACAGACUGACAUUGUGAAAGCGGAGAUCAUGAAAGGUGGAGUUCAUAAGUUUUGUAAAGUGUCUCUUUGAGUAUAUUUUUUUACAUGUGUCACGACAGUAACAUAAUUGAAGUGCUGUUGAGUAAGUCAUUGAGUUAAAGAUACGAUAAAUAUUUUUUUCAAAACAAUAGUAUCACUCUUGAACUAAGAUCAAUAAAAGUGAUUUCGAUUUACGAUGUAUGUGACGUGACUUUACCACACUGCUUGUUUUAUAGCAAAAAGUUUGACAUUAGUGACAUUGCGCCUUUUUCAAAAAAUCUCAUACCUUAGAAGCGUACUGUAGCAGAUAAAAAUCCAUACAAGCCGUAAACACGUUGAUUUUAUCAUACCGCAGACUUAUUCAUUUAGCGAUGUAUGUGCUAAAUCAGCUGAAUUGUGGAAUUUU